Molecule: messenger RNA, 10891 nt
Organism: Motacilla alba alba
Lineage: Eukaryota; Metazoa; Chordata; Aves; Passeriformes; Motacillidae
Product: wiskott-Aldrich syndrome protein family member 3-like
Exons: 9
Coding region: 287-1798 (503 amino acids)
Biological process (GO): actin cytoskeleton organization; positive regulation of Arp2/3 complex-mediated actin nucleation
Cellular component (GO): lamellipodium; cytoskeleton; SCAR complex
Molecular function (GO): protein kinase A regulatory subunit binding; actin binding; Arp2/3 complex binding
Source: RefSeq, a predicted model, not a curated record
UAUGGGGACACCCAGGGAUGCUGGGGGCCAUGCAGGGAGCUGGGAUGAGCUGGCCACAGCAGCUUGUCUCAGUGUAGUGUGUGCACAAAUGAAACCCUGGAGAGGCUGCAGUGAGCUGGAAAUAAUGGCAUUACAGGCGCUUCCUCGCCUCUCUUUGGGCUGGGUGAGGCUGCUCGGGGCCAGCUGAAGGGCUGCAGCACAGGGCAGUUUGCUCCUGGUUUGAACAGCUCUGGGAAGUGAGCGGGAAAGGACACGGUGGCACAAAGGAGAAGCGUGAGGGCUCACCAUGCCGCUGGUGAAGAGGAACAUCGAGCCCCGGCACCUGUGCCGGGGGGCCCUUCCCGACGGGGUGACGAGUGAGCUGGAGUGUGUCACCAACAGCACCCUGGCUGCCAUCAUCAAGCAGCUGGGCAGCCUCAGCAGGCACGCAGAGGACAUCUUUGGAGAGCUGUUCAACGAAGCCAACAGCUUCUACAUGAGGAUGAACUCACUGCAGGAGAGGGUGGACCUGCUGGUCAUCAAGGUGACGCAGCUGGACUCCACUGUGGAGGAAGUUUCGCUGCAGGACAUCAACAUGAGGAAAGCCUUCAAGAGCUCCACAGUGCAGAACCAGCAGGUCGUGUCCCGCAACUCCAUCCCCAACCCGGUGAUGGAGAUGUACCAGCGCUGCGACAAGCCCCCGCCCCUCAACAUCCUCACGCCCUACAGGGAUGACAAGAAGGAUGGUCUCAAAUUCUACACUGACCCCUCCUACUUCUUCAACUUAUGGAAGGAGAAGAUGCUGCAGGCAACAGAAGACAAGAGGAAGGAGAAGCGCCGGCAGAAGGAGCAGCGGCUGGUGGAGGACUCCACCCGGGAGGUGAAGAAAGUGAGGAAAGCCCGCAACCGGCGCCUGGAGUGGAACAUGAUGGCAUAUGAUAAAGAGUUCCGGCCGGAUAACAGGUUCUCACCAUCCCCCUAUCACAUGGCAUCAUCGGAAGGAUCACUGUCCCCAGAUAAUAGGUCCUACGCGUCGGACGCUGCCGACCACUCGUACCCGGCCAGCCCCAACCACCCCGCGCAGCUGCUGGCCCCAGCCGCCCACCUGGCCCCGGCGGAGCACAAGGAGGGGCUGGCGGCCACCAACCCCCCGGAGCACGUCCUGCGGCCGGCCGCGGGCAGCCGGCAGAACAGCCUGACCCGCCUGCAGCAGCCCCACGCGCCGCCGCCCCCCGAGGCCGUGCUCAACGGGCCCAGACCCCACCUAGUCAAGGAUUACGGCCCGCAGCCGGUGCCCAUGGCCGAGUACUUCGUGCCGCCGGCCCCGCCGCCGCCGCCGCCCGUCAUCCCGUCGGCACAGACCGCCUUCGACAGCCCCAUCUCGGCUCCCCCCGCGCUGGCCCCCGGCUCGGCCGCAGCCCCGUCCUACGCCCCGUCGCCGCCCCCCGCGCCCCCCGGGCCCUACUCCGCCUCCCCGCCGCAGAGCGGCCCCAUGGGACCCCCGGUGGCGCCGCCGCCGCCGCCGCCCGGGCCCCCGGCCGUGUCCGCCUCGCCCGCGCACUCCGCCUCGCCGCCCGCCCCCGCCGAGACGCGCAAGCCGCAGAUCCCGCUGAUGCCCAUGAGCGACGCCCGGAGCGACCUGCUGGCGGCCAUCCGCAGGGGAAUCCAGCUCCGGAAGGUCCAGGAGCAGUGGGAGCAAGAGGCCAAGAAAGAGCCCGUGGGCAAUGACGUGGCGACCAUCCUGUCGCGCCGCAUCGCCGUGGAGUACAGCGAGUCCGACGACGACUCGGAGCUGGACGAUAACGAGUGGUCGGACUGAGGGCCCCGGGCUGGGCGGGCUCGGGGCCCUGCCUCCGCUCCAGGUGUGUAUGGGCACCUCCAGGUGUGUACGGGCACCUCCAGGUGUGUAUGGGCACCUUCCCCAGUGCGGGGCCCCGCUCGGUCAGGAGCUUUGCUUUUACACUAUGUCCAAAACCCUUCGGGCAGCAGCAGCAGCAGCACUGGUAGGAUACACCUCAGAGGCAGUGAGAACAGAAAUUAGCAGCACCUUCACAGUUAAUGACUUCCAAAAUUCUCUGAAGGCAGGUUAAUAGGAUUACUCCAGAUUUACACCUGGAGCAAGACUGAGACUGGCCCUGAAGUGCUUUGUGAGAGAAGGGAGCCCCAGAGGCAGCAGUGCUUUUCCAGCUAAGUGUUAAUUGUGGUAACGAGAAGCUCCUGGAGAAGAAGCCUUGCUUGCACAGCUGGUGCCACCAUGGGAGCUCAGGGGUGAGCUUGGGGACACUGCUGCUGGUUGUUUUGGGGUCAGGCAGCUCAAAGGCUGCGUGUGGGCAGGAGCCUCCUUCCCUACAGAGCAACGCACCACGUUCAGUAGCAGUUACACCAUUGUGUUGUUGCUCCCUGGAAAAUCAUGGAAUGCUUUGGGUUGAAAGGCACCUUUAAAGCCCAUCUAGAACUGGGACACCCUCCACUAGACCAGGUUGCAUGAGCAGCCCAAGGUGUUGGUGACCUUGGCCUGUAUCCACCCUCAGAGCUGGUUUUCUAGGAGCAAAGGGGGAAGGCAAGGCUGGAGUGGCUGGCAGGGAGACCCAGCCUUGUCUGGGCUUGCCCUGCCUUUUCCAGCAAAGGAGUAGAGGUGUCCAGGGAGUUCCCCCAAGCCCAGCUCUUCUUGGCCUAAGUGUGGCACCAUUUCAGUGUGAUUUGGGAAAAAGUGAAUCAGACAAUCUGCUGCUUUCAGGUAAACUCUCAACUUGCACUUUGCAGCCCCACAAAAUGUGCCUGUACAAUUGAGAUCAGCUCAGAGCCAGCCACUGAUUCCCCCCACCUGAUCCUGCUCCAUCCCCUGUCCCACGUGUGGACACUGAUGGAGGAGCUGGGUAACCAGCCCCCGUUUCAGCACUGCAAUACCUGUUUCAGCACUGAAAAUGCCUGUUUUCCCACCAAAACAGAGUGUGAUCCAUGGAAGACUUUUCACAGAGCUACAAAGGGAGGAGGCCCAGAGGAAGGCAGAGUAAAGGAGUGGGAAAUACUGGAAAUAUCACAGGCAGGUGUGAAAACCUGCAGAGAGCUGGGAGAGGUUCCCCACCUGUGGAAAACAGGCCAGGACCAGCCGUGGAGUGGCCAGUGUGAUGUCCCCAGAGCCUCUCUUGUGUUCCCCUAUACCAUGAGUCCCUGAACAGGGAAAGCCCGAGCUCUGUGCCCAGUUCCUGCCUCUCCCAGGAGCCCUGCAGGUGAUGGAUACUUCAGCAGGAUUUUGGCUAUGUAGAAGCAGCCAGGCCUGUAAAAGAGGCGGGAGGAUAUGGCUGAGACCCAAAUGCUGAUGGUUAAAUUCACAAAAUCCUAGAAUGGUUUGGGAUUAAAGACAUCUCAUUCCAACCCCCUGCCAAGGGCACCUUCCACUAGACCAGGGUUUCCUGGGAAAUGCUGGUGUUGAGCAAUGUCCCAGACAUCUGCUUAUUUGCCCCCAGUGACCAGUGGCCCCUCAUGGCCAGAUGUUGUGAAUCCUCUGCCCAGCUGCUGGGAAAUGCCCCCAGGAGCUCUCCCUUCUCUUGAGUGGCACAAAAUGGUCUCUUGUCCCUUGGAUGUGACACCUUCCACACCUCCACACCCAAGCUGGGAGCUGUGCUGCCAAGCGGGCUUGAGCAGGGGUGCAGAAGGGAUUUGGGAUGUGGGAGAGGGCAAGGCAAGAAGCAGCAGGAAGCAAUGGAAUAACUCAUCUGCAAAACCCAAGGAGCAGCAGUGACCAGAGGGGCAGGGAGACACUGUGCCCUGCAGGUGGCCAGGAAAUUCCUGGUGCACACCGAGAGCUCUUGAUUCUGGUGUUGACCCUCUGAGAUGCAGGGAAAUGGCUGCAAGAGCUUUUUACAGAGCCCCUGCAAGGCCCAGGACCUGCUUUCCUUGGGAAGGGAGCUGGGGUUUGGCUGGAGCAGGUUCAGAAGGAGGCAGUGUAAACAUUCAGGGCAACAUUUACGGUGGAGUUUCUGGUGGAGCGUUAUUAACGUAGAUGCAAUCGCAAAACCGUGUGUAAGCAGAGAAAUUUGGUUUGUUUAGGAAGAGUAAUAACCCUUUGUGUGAAAGAGAAAGAGCAGGGGCUGGUGGAGCUGCUCUUAUCUGUUCCAGAGGUGCAGGGGCUGCAGAGCCACCGUGGGGACCCAGCAGAGCUGAGGAGCCCCGCUGGCCCUGGGAGGGGGCUCAGGGACACAGGGCACUGGCUCGUCCCUGGGCUCUGUGACUGUCCCAGUUCUGCAGAGCUGAGCCAGGGCUGGUGGGAGCUGGAGAGCAGCCCAGUGCCCCUGAGAGAUCCAGUCCCUGCUUUUCAUGCACCAGUUGCUCUGUGCGUGUCACGCGGGGCCGUGGCAAUCGGGGCAGGGCUCUGUGGGUGCGUGGCACUCGGGGCUGUCCCUGGGGCCUCCCACAGCCCUGCCACCUCACAGCACCUGUGCUGGGACUGGCUGCUGCCAGGAUUGAUGCCGUGGCAUGGCAAAGCGCUUGACAAUCACAGGAAGGUUGGAAGGGAUCCUAAAGGUCAUUUAGGUCAGGUCACAUCUGCAGAGCAGACGCACAGCUGGCAGCCCCAGGGGAGCAGGAAAGGCUCACCCCCAUUUCCUCACAUCUUUGUUCUUACACCACGUCCCCAUUGGUGCAAGAACACCCGUCCCAGCAGCCCCAGCACGUCCUCACCCGUCCUGUUCUGCUGAAGGAAAUCCCCUGGGAGCACAAACCCCGUUCACAUUCUCAGCUGCAAAGCCAGCCAGCAGCUCCAUGGCCUGCCAGCACUGCCAGCUGGAUGGAAACAUCACCACCCUCCUCUUCAGGGACCAGAACUGCCACGGAAACCCUUCAGCUGUCUUGGUACAGGGGUGGGAUCCCCCAUCCUCACCCCAGAGAGGUGGAGCUGGUGGAGAAGUGACCUCGGGGGGGGUUGGACACCCAUUUCUGCUCUGGCCAUGGCACACCCAGCUCUUCCCGACCCUCCCAGCAGCACCCCAGGGCUGGCAAGCACCAGGGAUCAUUCAGGUGGGAAUGGACCUCCAGGACCUCCAAGCUGGAGCAUUAAUGCCGCAUCCCAUGAGAGCCAGUCCAUCCUCAGUGCCUUCCCUUGAGGGACUCAGCCACGCCUCACCACCUUUAUUUGAGGCACAAUCACCUGGUUUUUGCUCAGGUGACCUUUGCAGUCCAACAGAAGUGACACCAAUUCCUUGGCUGCUGUGGGCCGGUGCUGCUGGGAGUGUGCCACACUAAUUAACACUGUCUGUGUGCCCCACAUGCUGCACACUCAGAGCUUGGUACACAUGUGCCUAUUUCUGUGCAUUCCCCCCAAAGUAGGCCAUGCUGAGUUACACAACCUGAAAUGCUCAAAUCCUCAUGUGGGCUGAUAUAAAAGUGAAUAUUUAAGUAUUUUAUCUAGCUUGGCAGACAUUAAAAAAUACAAUCCAGGUCACAGAUGAUUGAAUUUCUCCUCUCUCAAGAGUGCCAGAAUUGGGCUGAGGAGAUUCUCCUGUACAUUAAGGUGUCGUGUUCCCUGCUAAAAUACAGCAGUGGCAUUUCAUUGCCAAAGGAUAAUCACAGAGUGCCAAACAUUUAAUGAGUCCAACUGAUCUCCUGAGAGCUUCUCUUUCCAUUUUAUCUGCUUCCCCCUACUUGCCAAUUUAUGGGCAUAGAUUAAAAAUAAUAAAUAUGGCUGUCAACAGCAGGGGAAAAUAUUCUGUGUCCAUACAAAUGGGUCGGGCUGGAGUCAGUGGAACAGUAAAUGAGUAAAUUUUGGUUCUGCUUGGAGAUGUCAAUGGAAGGCUGUCAUCCUUGAGGUCCAUCAGGAGGCUCUUGGACAUCCCAGGUGCAUCUGAAAAGGGACUUUUCAGGGAGCACUGUGCCCAGGGCACACCUGUGAAGCUGCUCCAGCUGUGAAGGCUGGUCCUGCUCAGCUUGCUGGGGGUUGGUGGAAGUCCUGCAGUGUUCACUCUGUGUCUCCCUGAUUUGGAGUGACCACUGGAGCUGGCUGGUGCUGCUGGUGGCUCUUAGAGGAUCAGUGUCCUGCAGGAGGAAUGGAUUGGGCAGUUUCUAGUUUCUAAUUUCCCAGCCAGGGAAGAGACCUAGAGAGGAGCAGUCACCCAUCCCAUGAGGGCUCCUGCCUUUGCAGCUGUUAAAUCUUGGGAAGGUUUUGCUCCAGUGACAAACUUAAGGCUGAACUUGGCUUCUUCAGAGAGCUCUUUCCACAGAAGAGCCCUCAAAUUUCCUCCCAGCCACUUUUCCACCUCUCUCUCCCUUCCCAGACACCCAUCAGCCCGAACAGAAGCUUUGCAGACUCCCCUGAGCCUGAGCUAACACCUCAGCUUUAAUGACAAAUGGGAGUUUUGCUUGGAGGGAGGCAGGUGGUAGCACUGGAGGUGGCAUUUUGGAGGGGACAUUCUAGAGGUCCCCAGCUGGCAGGAACUCGGUGUCACUUCCUUGUGGAUGGAGCAGGGAUGGCCAUGGAAGCACUCCCCGUGGGGGGAUGCUGGCAAGGGGAGCACAGGCUGUUCCUUUCACCAAUAUUCCUGUUUUUCCUGUAGCAGUAGUUAUUUAGGGGUAAGGUUUUCUCAGCUGGAAUGUCACUUUACAGAUUUAAAAAAAUAAAUAAAAUAAAAUAAAAAUAAGGGCAAGGAGUCUGUCCUGAGGAGUUUACAGUCUACAGCAAAGACCAUGUAACCUGCACUGCACUUUAGAAGCCUCAAAUGCUCACUCACCCAUGAAUUUCCCUCGAGUGGGCAGCAGCCCCUUGAGGGCUGUUGUCCCUUCCUUAGUUGGCCCCUGACCAGCACCAGCCACAUCCCUGCUGGUGACAGAGUCCCCGGGGCCCUCCUGCCCCUCUCCCUCAUCAGAAGUGCCUGAGCAAAGCCCAGGGGAGCCAAGCCAUGCUGGGUUUGUCCCUGAACAGGUCCCUGUGCCCUCGGGGGCCUUUCCCUGCCCCCACACAGCUGUGCUCCAUGACCAUGGUGGGCUGGGAAUGGUGCCUGGGAGCACCCCUGGCUGCCCCUCAGGGCUGUCACCAUCCCAUGGCACAGCCUCUGGAAAACCUCCUCUUGCAGACACAACCCAAAACGGGACUUUGAAGUGGUUUUAUCUUUUUGAGAACCAAAGGGGUUGUUUUGGUGUAAAUCUGAUUUGUCUUGGACAUACCCCAGGGUUUUUAGGCUCACUCUCUCAAGCUCCACCUUCUCCAGGUGAAAAUGUGCCUGUAUUUUGCUGGUGGGGGGAAUAAAAAACACCAAACCAAACCCCACAGUUAAGAGCUUCAGGGAGGAGGUGUUUGCCCCAAAGCCUUCAGAGCUGUGCCCACAGGCAGGGUGAGACAACAAGAUGUCCCCAGGGCAGGACACCAUCCUGGUGGUGUCACCCAGGGUGCUGUCACCGUCCUGGUGGUGUCACCCAGGGUGCUGUCACCAUCCUGGUGGUGUCACCAGAGCCUGCAUCGAGGGCUGGGCUCCCGCUGAGGGAAAGCCCCAGACAGGAGCUGCAUGGAGAAUGUCCCCCGAGGGCAGAGCUGAUGUGACAGGAGCCAAACUGGUGUCUGAAUUACAGGCUGACAGGACCCUGAGGCCACCACAGCACCGCUGAUGCUUCACCCUCCCUUGGGCAUCUCCCAGCAGGGAUUGUCCCACAGGGGCUUCCAACCUGUCUCUCCUGGCAGGACCAGGAUUAAAGCUCUUGCUGGUGGUUGUGAGCCCCGGGGGUGUGAAAGGAGCCUUUUUCUGCACACUGGUGCUGCCAGGGGACAGGGCUGGCCCCGGGGGGUUCAGCUCAGCUAAUUCCAGCUCUUGGUUCUGUGUAAGGUUAAGAGUGCAGAGAGGGGAAAAUAAGGCAGAGAGGAACCAGCCCAGCGUUUCAGGUUGGUGAUGCUCACAUCAGGCUGCACGGGGGAAGCCUCAGCCAGGUCAAACCCUGUGCAAAGCCACAAAGGGCAGUGAGGGAAUAGAUCUGUUCUGCAGGUCAGUGUGGGAUUGAGCUGUGGCAUGAAGGAGCUGAGUCAGGUCUCAGGGAAAACUUUCUGGAGGUGAGGAUGGAGAAACUCGGGUCACAGGAGCUCUGCCAUGGCUUUGAGAAGCCAGAGAGAAGCUCUCACCUUGCGUGCAGCCAGGGAGCGGUGGAGGUGCCCACAGGGCCUUUCUGGCAUGUUUGUAAUUCUCCCUCAUCCUCUCCCUGGUGGUCUGUCCCCCCAAGGGUGGCUUACAGCCCCAAAGCAUCCCCCAGCAGCCAGGGCAGCUGCUUUUGCUCCCUCUUGGUUUUGGUGUUGAGCCUUAAAUAGAAUAAAGGUAAAAUGUGCUGCAGAUCAAGCACCUGAGAGGGAAGGACGGGAGCUCCCAGCUGUUUCUGCUGUAUUUCAGUGGUUAAAAGGCAGCAGCUCCUCUGGACCAGCCAUGAUCCACAGACCGUAGUGAGUAAACCAUUAAGUUGGGCAGUUUAACAUUUACCCUUUGAUUUGGGGCAGAUCAGUUGAGAAAUCUAAAAAUAAAAUGUAAAAAAAAAAAAAAAUCUAAAAAUAAGCAAACAAAAAAAAACCCAACCCACCCACAAAACAAAAAAGCAAACAAACAACUCACAUGUGAUUUCCAGAAGGAUAAACUGUUCCCUUUCCUUCCCUCAGACCUAGAGGGAAGGUCAGACACAGCAACACUUCCCAGUCAGUCAGCAACAAAAUGAAGCAGGUGCCACCAGAACCACUCCCAAAAAUCCCAGGAAAGUGGUGUUUGAGGAAAAGCAAUAAUCACAUCACCCCAAGGCAGCAAGGAGAGGGUUUCCUGCCACUACAGGAAGUGCUUUUGUCCCUGGACCCCCUUCCCCAGCUCAAGUGUCUCAAAUCCCAUUGAUCUUCACCUCUCACUGGUGCUGGUGCAGUCCUGGGGCCUCAGCUGGGAUUGCUGACUCCAUGGAAAAUCACUUCUUGCCGUGGAAAAAGCACAAAAGUCUUGUGUUGAAAAGGGAGAGGACCUGGGGGCAGGGACACUCCUGGAUGCCCGUGGAGAGCUGCUGAUGAUUUCCUCCUGCAGCAGGAGCAGCUCAGGCAGAGCCCUGCCAGGGCUCCAGAAAUCACAGCCAUGAGCAGCAACACCCCCCUCACUGCUCCCCCUCCAAAUUUGAUUUUGCACUGAGAUGUUUCAGCUCUGUCUGUAGCUCUGGCCAGUUUUCCACAAAUGGGGCUGCUCUUUCUGGUGUUCAUUGUCUGGGAUAGCAGAUCAGGUAAAGAAAGCAAAUCACAGAAUCCCAGAGCUGUUUGGAUUUCCAGUCUGGUUUCCACCCCCUGCCAUGGGCAGGGACACCUUCCAUGAGACCAAGUCCCACCCAACCUGCUCAAAUCCCCACAAAUUUAAAAAAACCUUUUUUCAAAAUGCAUUUUCAGGGUCUUUUGGGGCUGAUGGCUCCUCAGCUUAACAGAUUUCCUUAAUUUUGGGGCUGCCUGACCUGUUGGGGGGAUCUGAAGCAGGCUGUGAGUUUGGGGUGAUGCUGAGCUGUGCUGGCACCUUCGUCCCUCUGCCUUCAGCUGUGCCCUGUCACACAGAGGGCUGGGGUCCAGAGCUGCUGCUGGGAACACCGCGGGGCCAGGGCAGCUCCCAGUGACACAAGUGCCUUUCCCGGGGGUGCCUCUGGCCCUGCCAGGGAGCCUCCUGGGCUGGGUGGUGUUGCUGGGCUGGAAACCUGGAGCUGCCCAGACCCCAGGGGAUCCUCUGGGAUCCCUCCUCCCACAGCAGUGUCUUGGGGAGCAGUUUGCACUCCACUCUUGGCAAGCCCUGGAAACCUGCUGCAGCAACCUGGAGGCAUGGGGACAGUCCCCGGAGGAUGUGGGAGCUGUGGGGAGGGGACAAACCCUGUCACCACUGUGCUGUGGGUUGCUGCUGUCACGGGGCAAGCAUUCAGGAGAGCCUUCCUCUUCCUCCUCUUCCUCCUCCUGCUGUCCAGCCUGUGGCUGCCGGGACACUGCCAGCUGCUGCAGCAGGACAGGAGCCAUCUCCUUCCAGCUUCCACCCUCUGGAGCCAGCAGGAGCCCUGACGCCUCUGGGGGAGGCCAGGUGCUGUAGGAGAGAUAUUUUGGAGGGGAUUGAAGGCAGGUGAGGAUCAUCUCCUGUGCCCUGCAGAUCAGGGCACCUCAGACCCCCAAACCCCUCGGCACCACCCAAGCUCUGAGCUCAGGAGAUCUCCUGGAGCGCUGGGGCACCCAUCCUCCCAAAGCAGACCAUCCAGGAGCAGCCAGCUCCAGAUGGGCACUUCAAAAGCAGUUCUCUCUCCUUUUGGCAUCAACUGGUCACACACAGAGCCCAGAGCAGGGCUUGGGCUGCUCCUGGUGGAGGUUGGCCCCAGCUCUGCAGGGUGGCACACAGGGGACAGGGACACCUCGGCAUCCCGACGCUCCUGCAAAAGGCUCAUUUUUUAAUCACAGCAGAAGAAUUACUCUGUCUCCUUAGAUCUGCCACCUGGUAGAAGGAGCUGAUGCAGGCUAGGCACCUUCCCAAGGGAGGGUGACCCAUUCCAGGCCAUGAGGGACUCCCACUGUUCCACAGCUGAGCUGAGGGAGGGGAUGCUCGCUGUCUGCUGGGGUCUUUAACCAUGUGCCCUUAGUCAGUAGGUGAGUAGAUGUUGCUGCCCGUAUCUAUCUCCCCUACCCAGUUGCUACGUGUGAACAAGUGUAUUUCUCCCCAGUGUUGUGGGUUCUGCCUGUGGUGACACGAGGAUGGAAAGGCAGGGAUGACCUCAAGCUUCCUUCUGUACAGGGUAGAGAGGAGACCUGGAUGGGUCCGAGGCACCGCUUGUAACUACAUUUGUUCAAGAAAUGUCAUCUUAACCCCAAACUGUUGACACUUUAUGCAUGUGCUAAUUAAAUUUAAAAGAAAAAAAAAAGAAAAAAAAUGAAAGAAAUUAAUAAAGAUUUUAAGAGGUUACAGUA